AAGCGUGCCGGAAAUAAAAAAGAAACUCCUCACUUGAACUUCUUCGGUUGCUUCAUUUCAUUUCUGAACGAAGGCGUUUGUCUACGUUUGACAGCAAGCUCCUACACCAUGUCCAUUGUCAAGAUCCACGCCCGAGAGAUCUUUGAUUCUCGUGGAAACCCCACUGUAGAGGUUGACCUUUACACUGACAAAGGCUUGUUCAGGGCAGCUGUACCAAGCGGUGCAUCUACUGGAAUCUAUGAAGCCUUGGAGCUCCGAGACAAUGACAAGUCUCGCUACCUGGGGAAAGGAGUCUCACAGGCUGUAGAACACAUAAACUCAACUAUUGCACCUGCACUUGUUGGCCAAGAUCUAUCUGUGGUUGAGCAGGAGAGAAUCGACCAGUUGAUGAUUGACCUGGAUGGCACAGAGAACAAAUCCAAAUUUGGAGCAAAUGCCAUCCUGGGUGUAUCCCUGGCUAUUUGCAAAGCUGGUGCAGCAGAGAAAGGUGUCCCCCUGUAUCGUCACAUUGCUGACCUUGCAGGAAACCCCCAGGUCAUCUUGCCCGUGCCGGCCUUCAAUGUGAUCAACGGCGGCUCUCAUGCAGGCAAUAAGCUUGCCAUGCAGGAGUUCAUGAUCCUGCCUGUUGGUGCAAGCACCUUCAAAGAGGCCAUGCGCAUUGGAGCCGAGGUCUACCACAAUCUCAAAAGCGUCAUUAAGAAGAAAUAUGGUCAGGAUGCCACCAAUGUGGGUGAUGAAGGUGGCUUUGCACCAAAUAUCCUGGAGAACAAGGAAGCUCUGGAGCUGAUAAAGGAAGCCAUUUCCAAAGCAGGAUACACGGAUGAGGUUGUGAUCGGGAUGGACGUAGCAGCGUCUGAAUUCUACAGGGAGGGAAAAUACGACCUGGACUUCAAGUCUCCUGACGAUCCGAGCCGUUACAUCACUCCUGACGAGCUGGCUGAUCUCUACAAGAGCUUUGUGAAGGAUUAUCCAGUGGUUUCCAUUGAGGAUCCCUUUGACCAGGACGACUGGGAGGCAUGGUCCAACUUCACUGGAAGCACAGACAUCCAGGUUGUUGGAGACGAUCUCACGGUGACCAACCCUAAUCGCAUCAACACGGCCGUGGAGAAGAAGGCCUGCAACUGUCUGCUGCUUAAAGUCAAUCAGAUUGGAACAGUUACUGAGUCUAUGCGCGCGUGUCAGAUGGCUCAGGAGAAUGGCUGGGGAGUGAUGGUUAGCCAUCGCUCUGGUGAGACUGAGGACACCUUCAUCGCAGAUUUGGUGGUCGGCUUAUGCACUGGACAGAUCAAGACUGGGGCACCCUGUCGCUCUGAGCGCUUGGCCAAAUACAACCAGAUUCUCAGAAUUGAAGAGGAGCUGGGAGACGAGGCUCGUUUUGCUGGAAAAAACUUCAGAAAUCCAUUGACUGAGUAAAUGGAUUGAGCUUCACUUACAAAUAGAUUCAUACAAACAAACAACACAUAGAAACAGUAAUGGUUAAUGUAGAACUACUUGUAUACUAACAGUGGUAAUGAAUUUGUAGAAAUAACAUUGUAGUUACUGGAAUUGUGACACAUCAAGUCUUCUACUGUAUCCUGUGCUAUCUGGUAAUGUGAGUAAAAUAAUAGAUCUGAUUAUAACUUGAAUAAUGUUUAUUUAUAACGCUGAUAAACUGUAAUCACAAAAGCUGCACUUGUUAACACAGUUAAUAAAAACGUUUUCUUAGUGACAGAAUG
Molecule: messenger RNA, 1715 nt
Organism: Morone saxatilis (striped sea-bass)
Lineage: Eukaryota; Metazoa; Chordata; Actinopteri; Moronidae
Gene: eno1b
Product: enolase 1b, (alpha)
Exons: 12
Coding region: 109-1413 (434 amino acids)
Biological process (GO): glycolytic process
Cellular component (GO): phosphopyruvate hydratase complex
Molecular function (GO): phosphopyruvate hydratase activity; magnesium ion binding
Source: RefSeq, a predicted model, not a curated record